Messenger RNA from Pelobates fuscus (common spadefoot toad), 2837 nucleotides. It is a transcript of the gene DTHD1, whose product is annotated as death domain containing 1. Bases 92 to 2779 code for a protein of 895 amino acids. The record is from RefSeq and is a predicted model, not a curated record. Lineage: Eukaryota; Metazoa; Chordata; Amphibia; Anura; Pelobatidae. Gene Ontology annotation, biological process: signal transduction. Gene Ontology annotation, molecular function: protein binding. The transcript is spliced from 10 exons.
CCUUAUAACUGAUUAAAGUUAGUAGCAGUAAUAUAGAAUUUUGUAUUUUAUUUUUUUAAUAUCCUGACUGGUAUAAGGAUUGAAUUACUGCAUGUUGAGCAUGGAGUUGGCAUCAACCGAUUUCACAAAUACUGAAGAUCGUCUAAUUCAAAUUCUGACACAUAUUAAACAGUACAAUGAAAAUGUCAAAGACCUGCUGGAAGGAUCUCAUCUUAAAAAUAAUGAAGACUUGGAAAAGUGUAUAUUCUCAUUAAUUUUGUUAAUUCAUGACCUCAGCAAGACCUUCUGCGACAAGAUAAGUAGAACGACAGAGAGUUUACAGUCCACAUUUCAUCUUUUAAAAGGAAUUCAGAAUAAAUUCAAGGACUUUGGUUCGAAUAAUGAAGACACACACUACCUUACCUCCAUCAGUCAAAUACUGAGUGAUACAGCACAACACCUAAAACUAGCAGAAGAACAACUGAACAUGGUCAGCACUCAAUACAGUACAAACCAAACAGAAAAGUCAAAUGUUACCAGGUAUGAAACUAAAGAGGAUUUUGUUGAUGGAAGCACAGUGGGCAAGGCAAUCACUGAUACCAGCCAGUAUCAUAAAGCCUCAGAAAAGAUUAAUUUGGAAGAAGCUGGUAAAUGUAAUGAACAAUGCGAUGAAGGUGUCAGCGCGGUAACAGUAAUGAAUGUCUCACCUUUUAUUAAGACACAUUCUAUUUCUCCUGAAGAUGAAUACCAUCAAGAUCUAAACUUUAUAGGAAAUACAGAUAUCAUUUCAGGAAACGAAGAACAUUUACAACCAUUGACAGAACAAAUUGUGAAUGAUAAGCAACAGCUAAAUAACAUAAAGCAACAAAAUGACUCUGACUCUGCUGACUCCGAUAAAGAAAAUAGAAUCGAGUUGCAUGUUAAUAGUACAGAGCCAAAUCUCUCAAAACAGCCUAUGAUUGAAUCAAAACACUGGACUUAUAAACAAUAUAUGUUGAAAUCAGAUUACGACAAAGAACAGAGAUUGGCCUGUUUUAUCAAAGCACCCCCACUCAUUUUGGAACAAAUAGAAUGUAGACUUAUGGAUGACAUCAGUUCUCUAGUGGUGUCUGAUUCCGAAGAGUUGGUCAGCAGCGUGCUAGGUAUUUGGAGUAAAGAUGCCAAUCUUAAAAUUCCAUUUCCAUUAAGUGUUUCGAUUCCAUUUAACUCUCGUUAUAGAGGAAAUUACAAAGAUGUGAUGGUUAAAGCAAAUGAUGAAAAUCUCCAAGCGAGUUACUUAACACCAAAUUUAUUAGAUGGCUACCACGGUAACCAUAAGCAGGGGAGUUUUGCAGAGGUGAAAGUUUACAAACUUGGCAUAUUUGCAGUGGUUUCAUGUUUGCGUAAGGAGAAUUUUACUGUUUUCAGAAAAGGAUUAUCCAUAAAGCUGAGUAUGGAUUCGAGAAUUUCUUUGAACUAUCCCUCAGGAUGCUUCAACACUUCAGUUAUUGUGCAAUUCAAGGUUCAGCCAAUUGAUACAUCAUUAAUUUCUCAACUGAAAGUAAAACAUGAUAUAUACCACUCUGUGGUGUCUAGCAGUCCUUUGGUCCACGUGAAGCAACCAUCAUUCCAGGCUUUCCACAAGCCUGUCACAGUAAUUCUCCCAUGUCCUCCUAACCCAGAGAAAAAGAAGCAAGGAGAGGAUAUAGAAAACAAACGGGCAUCAACAGCUACAGUGCCAAGAGUCACGUCUUCACACCAAAUACGAGCUGUCAGUGCCUCUGUAAAGAAGCAUGGGGAUAAUCCAACUGAACUGCUAAAAUUGCUUGCUUUCAAAGAAGACCAGUGGGCUGUUUUGGAUGAUGUUGUUGUGAAAAAUGUACAGAAUGGAAUAGUCUCAUUUGAAGUGUCAGAACAUUUACAAAGUUUCAUUGUGAUUCGUCUUUCCUCAGCUAUGGACAAUGCCCAUUUGCUUUCAUUUAUUCAGAAUUUACAAGAUGUUACCUAUAGCUCCAUGGUAAAUGUAAUUUUGUACAGAAAAAAAGAUAAUCCUCAGAAAGCUGUUUUUCAAGUGGUCUCAUCAAAGGAGCUAAAUUGGGAGGUUCUUAACUUGCGUGAAGCAGGAUAUAUAGGACCUCCUGAACCUUCUGAGCAAAUACCACUUCAAGAAGGAGAGCAGAUUUAUCUACGUUUUUGUGGCAACAUAGCAGCAUCAGAUGGAAAAACUAUGGCCAAUACCUUCAAACUUACAUUUCAUUGUCAAAGAAAACAACAAUUACCUCUCAAUCUUUCUGUUGUUGAUGAAUUUGGCAAUCAUAGCUCACAGCACUAUAAAGGUACUGUAGCUAUCUACAAGCUAUCCAAAGAGGACAUCAUUGAAAGUUACAAGAGUAGUGUAACAAGCGAUGUAUUAUUACAACAGCGUACUCCAGUUUCCAAAUUAGCAUUAACCCUGCCAAAGAUGGAAAAAAAUGUAAUUCGCCCCUCAAGUACAAAAUUAAGUUCAAGUGAUCCCACAGAUGUUCAGUGGGACAAUUUGCUGCACUGGCUGGCACAGGAGCUCACAGAAGAAGAUGCAUCAUUGCUAGUUCUGUCCCUUCCUAUUCGGCGCAGCACCAUUCAACUUGUGAAACUCAAAAGUCCGGAUAACCUGACUGAACAGAUCUAUGAACUCCUCACAUUUUGGAAAAAGAGCCUUCCAACAUCAGCGGACAAGUUACGACUCUUAGCGCGUCAUCUGCGCAAAAGUGGUCGAAGCAACCUAGUAGAAGCUCUCCAAACAAAAUGGGAAACAAAUACAUUCUACCAAAAGCCAUUAUAAAACCCAGCUUACUAUGUUCUGAUAUUCACACUGAAACUCCACUAUCUUUAUUGCUUUU